Striga asiatica is the source of this 882-nucleotide messenger RNA. Lineage: Eukaryota; Viridiplantae; Streptophyta; Magnoliopsida; Lamiales; Orobanchaceae. The record is from the annotation of a GenBank genome assembly.
AUGAACAACGAGAUCAAUGGAACAUGGCCAUCCUCAUCAUCGUUUCAUUUGUCCAAAAACCGGACUUCAUCAAGGGCCUUACUUGUUCCCGAUUUUCUAACCAAAACUUUCAAGAUUGUGACCGAUCCAAGCACCAACUCCAUCAUUUCUUGGGCUCGCUCGGGCGAAAGCUUCAUCAUUUGGGAUCACAUCAAAUUCUCCGUCGAAAUUCUUCCCAAAUACUUCAAACACAGCAACUUAUCGAGCUUCGUCUACCAGCUCAACAACUACUGUUUUAGGAAAAUUGGAGUGGACCAUCAAUGGGAGUACGAAAACCCAAACUUCCAAGCCGGAAAAGAAUACUUGCUCACGAGCAUUACAAAACGGGGGCAAAACGGGGAAAUGACGAUACGGAUAAACCCUUCCCACCGGAAUAUAAACAAAAACGCGGUGGAGAUUAAGACGAACAUGCUCAAGAAUGGAAUAAACGAGUCGAAGAUGGAAAUCGAGAAGCUCAAGGCCCGGCAUUCGCGCAUGGAGUCUCAUGUCAAGAAAUUCGAGUCGGAAUUGAGAAAGUCCGAAGGAAAGUCGAGGAGGAUGAGGGCUUGCUGGGCCGCGGCAUGCGAAGAGAUAUUUAAGAUGAGCAAAAAUAAUAAUAAUAAUAAUAUUGUGUUUGGUGAUGAUGAAGUGAAAAGGAAGAGGAAAAUUGAAGGUAAUGAUAAUAAUGUGGCUGAUUAUGAGUUUUUGAAGAGAAUGAUAUUGCAAGAAGAUGAUGAUGAUGAUGACGAUGAUGUGGUUGUGUGUGGAAAUGAAGGAGGGAGUGAGAUGGCAGAUAAGCAGGCCAAGAUUGCUAAGGAUUUGGAGGGCCUGAUUGCAAAUAUGGUUGAUCAAGAUGGUAAUUGA